Papilio machaon (common yellow swallowtail) is the source of this 3258-nucleotide messenger RNA. RefSeq lists its product as uncharacterized. Gene Ontology annotation, biological process: male meiosis I; meiotic cell cycle; mRNA stabilization. The record is from RefSeq and is a predicted model, not a curated record. Gene Ontology annotation, cellular component: cytoplasm; nucleus. Bases 452 to 2434 code for a protein of 660 amino acids. Lineage: Eukaryota; Metazoa; Arthropoda; Insecta; Lepidoptera; Papilionidae. The transcript is spliced from 9 exons.
UAUAUACACAUGUAGGUCAAUGAAAAAAAUGGCUUAGCACUCGUAGCUCCUAUGUACCGUGGCAAGAAAUAAUUUUUAAGUUUAAAUGGCAUUCAGUGAUUUAUGUCAAAUAAGUAACGCGUACAAAGCCGUUGAAAAUGAAUCUGAGGUAAGUAGCGAAGUGUUGUUCCAAAGUGCGUUUUGUAUGGGUGUUAGAAAUGUCGUAUUUAGCUGUCAGUUUGACCCCAAAAUCCGGGAAAAUGUCGUAAAUAUAAGCAAAAAAAGUGUAUAUUGUGACCAUAUGUGAGAUAAAUCAGUGAUGUUUGUCAAUAAAAGGUUCCUAUAGGCGUGGACAGUUGUAACACGACUUAGAAUUUUGCCGAGAUAAUGGUGACAUCAAAACGCUACAUACAAUAUUUAUAGAAUUAUGUAGCUUGUUCUUUAAAGGACAAUAUCGCAGUCGGAGCGCAUUAUGGAAGAGAACUCGAUGGUCCGUGAUCUCAUCACCAAAAUCCUGGAUGAGACCGGACCAUCAGACACGCCUAGCUGCACGUCAGAUAAACCCAUAACAAGUACACCAGUUGUCAAUCAGUUCCCGAAAAAUGAACCCACGAAUCCAUCAUAUAUACCACCUUCUAAUUUUAACGCUUACCAAAACUCGCUCUUCAAUUACUCACCGACCAAUCAGAAUGGAUUCAACUAUAAUCUCCAACAGAAUGGAUUCAACACCAAUGGAUUCGUGUAUCCAGAUAAUGAUGUAACCGGCCUAUUGGGUUUGGAUCCGGUAGGGGACGCGAGCGCCGAAACGGUUACACCGGAACAAUUAAAUCUACUACGUUUAGCUGCCCAAGAGAUUGGAGGAGCGCAGUUCACUAAUCCUAGUAAAUAUGAUGACAAAUUCUACAACUACUUCGAACCGAGCCAAAGAAAUUCUUUGAACGAUACGAAUAUAUUUUCGAACAAUUAUAGACCAAACAGUCUUAAUCUAGAUAUGAACUAUACAAAUUUUGACAACUCAUUUAAUACUCAGAGAUAUCCGAAUAAAUAUGAUAAUACAUAUAUAAAGGAUCAAAACGAUUCAAGUGAACUAUUGGCCUAUUUGAACCAACUAAGCCUAUUGGAACGAAAUCGUGAUGACUUAUUGAACGAUUAUAAAUUCGAUGUUAAUACACAAUAUCAAAACGAUGAAUUUAAACUUCAAGAUGAAAGAAAUAAGAUGUUUUUUAAUAGAAAUUAUCCAAAUAAAACUUACAACGGUGAAAAUAAUUUCUAUUUCAAUAAUAUAUCGAACGAUAAUAUCGAUCAGAAUUAUUAUUCGAAUCAAAGUCAAACGAAUCCAAUGUUUAAGCCGAAUGGAUAUCAUCAACAGGAUUUUGUACGUCGUGAUAUGAUGCUGCAACGUGAUGGUUUCCAAGGCAACGGCAGUCUAGAAAGGCCAGGGUUCGAUAACUUAGGUCGUGAGAAUGCCCAACAAGUGGCACUACUUAGACAGAACCAGGAUAUAGCUAGACAAAUGCUCAUCAUGAGGAAUAGACCACCACCUAAUCCAUUAAAUGUGGAUGUUUCAUUUCUACAUGAAAAUAAUCCUUUCAAUAUCGGAGUGGGCACAUUACUGGGACCUAGUCCGCCUGUACCACCUACCGUACUGUCAUCUCCCAUGGUCGACUUACCACUGACACCGUACCAUAUAUUGAGGAGUAUGAAGCAUACAGUAACUCCAUCAGCAAUACUACACGCUCGGUUAGAGAUGUGUUACGAACAAUGGAAACAACUAGAAAGGGAGCGGAAGAGGACGGAGGCGCGUCUCGCACUCGCCUACCCUGGCCGUGCGGUCUCCUCCUCCAACUCCAUACCCGUGCCGCGUCUCCCACCCUGUCCUACAAGAGUCGACAGGCUCACUGUCGAUAUGCUCAGAGAACAUACUAAGGUGUUAACACUGAUGGGUAAAAUGGAAACAUUGCGCGCUAGUGUUUGUGUACAGAACAAGAAACAUAAACAAGAUGAUCCCAAGAUAAAAGUAUUGAAGCGCGGACAAGAGAAUGUGUGCGAGAAAGAUAGAGAGAAUGGACUGGAUCCGAAUAACUUUGAUCCCAGCACUUGGCGUGAUGAUGUCAAAAAUGUAUCCGAAAUCGCACCUCACAGUGAGGUAGAGAGCGCUAUGUUGGCGUGGCGCAGCGCUGUAGCCGCGGUGCAAGCGGCGCGACGACGUGAGCUCGCCCCGCAUACCUCGCACACUAACACCAGAUACCCGAGACAAGACCCAAUAACAAACCUAGCGGAGGCAGUGAAGCAGCUAGGCGAGUGCGCGCGCCGCGCCCGCUGCGCCAUGUGGUGCGACCUCACGCUGACCGUCGCCCUCGCGCCGCCUCACACGCCUCACGCGCCUCACGCACCUCACGCACCUCACACUCCGCAGACACCGAUACACAACAAGGUCAGUUCUAUAGUACAAUAACAAACCUAGCGGAGGCAGUGAAGCAGCUAGGCGAGUGCGCGCGCCGCGCCCGCUGCGCCAUGUGGUGCGACCUCACGCUGACCGUCGCCCUCGCGCCGCCUCACACGCCUCACGCGCCUCACGCACCUCACGCACCUCACACUCCGCAGACACCGAUACACAACAAGGUCAGUUCUAUAGUACAAUAACAAACCUAGCGGAGGCAGUGAAGCAGCUAGGCGAGUGCGCGCGCCGCGCCCGCUGCGCCAUGUGGUGCGACCUCACGCUGACCGUCGCCCUCGCGCCGCCUCACACGCCUCACGCGCCUCACGCACCUCACGCACCUCACACUCCGCAGACACCGAUACACAACAAGGUCAGUUCUAUAGUACAAUAACAAACCUAGCGGAGGCAGUGAAGCAGCUAGGCGAGUGCGCGCGCCGCGCCCGCUGCGCCAUGUGGUGCGACCUCACGCUGACCGUCGCCCUCGCGCCGCCUCACACGCCUCACGCGCCUCACGCACCUCACGCACCUCACACUCCGCAGACACCGAUACACAACAAGGUCAGUUCUAUAGUACAAUAACAAACCUAGCGGAGGCAGUGAAGCAGCUAGGCGAGUGCGCGCGCCGCGCCCGCUGCGCCAUGUGGUGCGACCUCACGCUGACCGUCGCCCUCGCGCCGCCUCACACGCCUCACGCGCCUCACGCACCUCACGCACCUCACACUCCGCAGACACCGAUACACAACAAGAGUGAGAAUCAAAGUCAAAGCACAUCUCAGACGCAGUCGCCGAAGCAACUUGCGACGGAAAAUAUUCAGACUAACUUCAACAAGGCAACUAAU